Chanos chanos (milkfish) is the source of this 903-nucleotide messenger RNA. It is a transcript of the gene sgcz, whose product is annotated as sarcoglycan zeta. Gene Ontology annotation, cellular component: sarcolemma; sarcoglycan complex. The transcript has 7 exons. NCBI's taxonomy places the organism in Eukaryota, Metazoa, Chordata, Actinopteri, Gonorynchiformes, Chanidae. The coding region runs from base 1 to 903 and encodes 300 amino acids. The record is from RefSeq and is a predicted model, not a curated record. Gene Ontology annotation, biological process: heart contraction; cardiac muscle tissue development.
AUGACCCAGGAGCAGUACAUUGUUGCGUCCCAGCCGAGUGCGCUGCAGAGGCCGGGCUGUGCGCCCUCGUACCCCGUGGGCAUUUACGGCUGGAGGAAGCGCUGUCUUUACUUCUUCAUCCUCCUCCUCCUCGUCACCAUGAUCGUCAACCUGGCCCUCACCAUCUGGAUCCUGAAGGUCAUGAACUUCACCGUGGAUGGAAUGGGAAACCUUCGUGUGACCAAAGAGGGAAUCAGGUUAGAAGGUGUUUCAGAAUUUCUCCUCCCUCUCUACGUUAAAGAGAUCCAGUCAAGACGGGACAGUCCUCUGGUUCUGCAAUCCGACAGAAAUGUUACAGUCAAUGCUCGUAAUGACCUGGGCCAACUGACAGGGCAGCUCACUGUGGGCUCUGAGAUGGUGGAGGCUCAGUGUCAGAGGUUUGAAGUACGGAGCACUGAUGGUGAGAGAGUACUCUUCUCUGCUGAUGAGGAAGAGAUCACUAUUGGAACAGAGAAACUGAGAGUGACAGGCGAUGAGGGAGUUGUCUUUGGUCACUCAGUGGAAACGCCUCACGUCCGUGCAGAGCCUUUUCAGGAUCUGAGGCUGGAGUCUCCCACCAGGACCUUAACGCUGGAGGCGCCCAAGGGGGUGGAGGUAGAUGCCGGGGUGGGUGAGUUCAAGGCCACCUGCCGAAAAGACCUCACCCUGGAGUCUUCAGAGGGAGAGAUAUUUUUAAAUGCGAACACAAUCCGCCUGGGGAACAUUCCUCAUGGGACAGUGGACCCUUUGCUGGGCCCAGGAACAUCCUAUCCUAAGCAGACUGUGUAUGAGGUGUGUGUGUGUCCUAGUGGUAAACUCUACCUGUCUCCAGCCGAGAGCGCUUCCACCUGCCAAACCACCAACAGUGUGUGUUUGUGGAGCUGA